Gadus chalcogrammus (walleye pollock) is the source of this 1904-nucleotide messenger RNA. RefSeq names its product adhesive plaque matrix protein-like. The record is from RefSeq and is a predicted model, not a curated record. Bases 124 to 1731 code for a protein of 535 amino acids. Lineage: Eukaryota; Metazoa; Chordata; Actinopteri; Gadiformes; Gadidae. The transcript has 3 exons.
GGAUUGAGAUGCACCUUGUUUCAAACCAAUCAGUGACAGAGAAGAAUGUGAUAAGAUUGGUCUUUUCAGGUGAGUUGUAGUGGCAGGCUCACAGGUUUACCAAAGUUGUUCUCAACAGCAACCAUGGCUUUUCUUAUGAGGGUAUUGCAAUUGUCUCUUCUACUUGCUGUGGGGUGUCAAGUACAUGCUUACAGGAAUGUCUUUGCUGAGCCGGAGAAGCCUACCCAUGGGCUGCAUCAGGCUUCUAGCUAUAAGCCCGAACAGCAGCAAACACCUCGCUACAAGCCCAGCUACAAGCCCCAGCAGCAUCUGCCUAGCUACAAGCCCCAGCAGCAGCCGCCGAGCUACAAGCCCCAGCCCAAGCAGCAGCAGCCGCCUAGCUACAAGCCCAAGCAAACUCGGCAGCAGCCUAGCUACAAGGCCAAGCCCCAGCAGCAGCCGCCUAGCUACAAGCCCCAGCAGCAGCCGCCGCCGCCUAGCUACAAGCCCCAGCAGCAGCCGCCGCCGCCUAGCUACAAGCCCCAGCAGCAGCAGCCGCCUAGCUACAAGCCCCAGCAGCAGCAGCCGCCUAGCUACAAGCCCCAGCAGCAGCAGCCGCCGCCCAGCUACAAGCCCCAGCAGCAGCAGCCGCCGCCUAGCUACAAGCCCCAGCAGCAGCAGCGAAAGCCGCCUAGCUACAAGCCCCAGCAGCAGCAGCCGCCUAGCUACAAGCCCCAGCAGCAGCCCCAGCAGCAGCCCCAGCAGCAGCCCCAGCCGCCGCCUAGCUACAAGCCCCAGCAGCAGCAGCAGCCCCAGCCGCCGCCUAGCUACAAGCCCCAGCAGCCGCCUAGCUACAAGCCCCAGCAGCAGCAGCAGUCUAGCUACAUGCAGCCCCAGCAGUCUGGCUACCAGCCCCAGCAGCAGCCUAGCUACAUGCAGCCCCAGCAGUCUGGCUACCAGCCCCAGCAGCCGCCGGCUGGCUACAUGCCGCCGGCUGGCUACAUGCCGCCGGCUGGCUACAUGCCGCCGGCUGGCUACAAGCCGAAGCCCCAGCAGUCUGGCUACCAGCCCCAGCAGCAGCCUAGCUACAUGCAGCCCCAGCAGUCUGGCUACCAGCCCCAGCAGCCGCCGGCUGGCUACAUGCCGCCGGCUGGCUACAAGCCGAAGCCCCAGCAGCCGAGCUACAAGCCCCAGCAGCCGCCGAGCUACAAGCCCCAGCAGCCGCCGAGCUACAAGCCCCAGCAGCCGCCGAGCUACAAGCCCCAGCCCAAGCAGCAGCAGCCGCCGAGCUACAAGCCCCAGCCCAAGCAGCAGCAGCCUAGCUACAAGCCCCAGCAAACUCAGCAUCCGCCUAGCUACAAGCCCCAGCAGAAGCAGCCGCCGUCCAGCUACAAGCCCCAGCCCCAGCAGCAGCCGCCGUCCAGCUACAAGCCCCAGCAGCAGCAGCCGCCUAGCUACAAGCCCCAGCAGCAGCAGCCGCCUAGCUACAAGCCCCAGCAGCAGCAGCAGCCGCCUAGCUACAAGCCCCAGCAGCCCCAGCCGCCGCCUAGCUACAAGCCCCAGCCGCCGCCUAGCUACAAGCCCCAGCCGCCGCCUAGCUACAAGCCCCAGCAGCAGCAGCAGCAGCCGCCUAGCUACAAGCCCCAGCAGCAGCCUAGCUACAUGCAGCCCCAGCAGUCUGGCUACCAGCCCCAGCAGCCACCGGCUGGCUACAAGCCGAAGCCCCAGCAGCCUGGCUACAAGCCGCAGUAACGCAGAAUUUGUACCUUAUGAAGAUUACGCUGAGUACAUUAUCUUCAUUGAAAAGACCCGCAUCAAAUCCUGCAAGAAUGAAGUGGUCCAUAACUGUGCAAAUGUAUUAGAGUUCCUGCAACGACAUGGAUACACUGUCCAAAUGUGAUGUCUACAGCAAAAUAAUAAAACAA